UGGUGUGCAACAGAUGUAUGCCUUGUUUCAGACAAGUAAGUGUUUCGGAUCCAUUUUAUUCAGUCGUAACCAGACCUUUGUGUGUACAUGACCAUUGCUGGGCGUGGUAAGAAGUAACUUGUUAAAAAGUUGUACUUAUUAAGAAGAGAAGACGUAAAUUGUAUCAAAGAGGUGGAAAAAUACGCAAUAAUGGAAACUGUGGCUAAAGAUUUACGUGGCCUAAGAGCUUGUUUAGUAUGUUCCUUGAUCAAGACAUUUGAUCAAUUUGAAUUUGAUGGAUGCGAUAAUUGCGAUGAAUUUUUACGAAUGAAGAAUAAUAAGGAUAAUGUUUUUGAUUGUACAAGCUCCAAUUUCGAUGGUAUGAUUGCUGCAAUGAGUCCUGAGGAUAGCUGGGUUUGCAAAUGGCAAAGAAUAAAUCGGUUUUGCAAAGGUGUAUAUGCAAUAUCAGUAUCAGGACGAUUACCAGCAGGUGUUAUAAGAGAGAUGAAAAGCAGAGGAAUAGCGUACAGACCACGUGAUACAAGCCAAAGAUAAUUUCAAAAUCAAUAUCAAAUAUGAUUGUUACCUGGACACAUAUUCAAAUGAGAACAGACUGGAUGCCGCAUCACGGGCAAAUUAUUGUUUACACAAUUAAGCCAUAGAUUAGCACAAGUAACGUGAUAAUUAUUUUCAUUAUAAACUACCCUGCCACUAGUAAUAACUGUUAAACAAAGUGAACAACAAAUGGCUUCACCUUGAUGUAAAGGCCAAGCUGGUAAUUCCGUAACAAUCUGAAAUGUUUUAUGCGAAGAUAUAGAGACAUGUAUUUGUAUAUAAGAUAUGUACAUGUAUUAUAUGUAUUAUAAACUUAAGACUCUAAAUUAAUAAAAAUUAUAUAAGAUAGUAAUA
Bombus huntii is the source of this 888-nucleotide messenger RNA. It is a transcript of the gene spt4, whose product is annotated as transcription elongation factor SPT4-A. Gene Ontology annotation, molecular function: zinc ion binding; RNA polymerase II complex binding. The record is from RefSeq and is a predicted model, not a curated record. Gene Ontology annotation, cellular component: nucleus; DSIF complex. Gene Ontology annotation, biological process: mRNA processing; chromatin organization; positive regulation of DNA-templated transcription, elongation. The transcript has 6 exons. Lineage: Eukaryota; Metazoa; Arthropoda; Insecta; Hymenoptera; Apidae. The coding region runs from base 190 to 534 and encodes 114 amino acids.